Molecule: messenger RNA, 1849 nt
Organism: Ceratitis capitata (Mediterranean fruit fly)
Lineage: Eukaryota; Metazoa; Arthropoda; Insecta; Diptera; Tephritidae
Gene: Uba3
Product: nedd8-activating enzyme E1 catalytic subunit
Exons: 5
Coding region: 345-1715 (456 amino acids)
Biological process (GO): protein neddylation
Cellular component (GO): cytoplasm; nucleus
Molecular function (GO): NEDD8 activating enzyme activity
Source: RefSeq, a predicted model, not a curated record
GCGGUCGAAAGCACAAGUUUUAGUUGGAAUACCAAUGGAAAUUAUGGUUCUUAUGACGUUUCCUAGCACUAUUCGCCACUCUCAAGUCGUUAUAAAUUUGUAUUGCUUAAGUCCUACCUGCCAACAGACGAACAACUACAUCAAGCAGCCCAAACCUACUCUCACUUUGACAUAAAUUCAUCUUACAUUAAUUUUAUGUGAAUCAGUUAUUAUACAAAUUGCCAAUUGGAACUCGAUAAUCGACCUUUUUAGUAUAUCGAAGCCUUGUCACAUCACUAUUUGGUUGUUUUUGCCGGUUUUACUUUAAUAAAUCUGAAAUAACAGCUGAUACAUCAUUAAUAAAUAUGUCCUCUGAAAUACGAUUGUUGUCGUCGGGCUCUCCAAAUCCAAUUGCUUCCUUAACCAGUAAGCGUUGGAAUAGUUUACGUCACAUCUUAGAGCGACCGGGACCAUUCUGUAAAGCUGAUUUCACAGCAUCUGCGGAGAACUUGGAGGCUUUGCAAAAUGGACUGAAAAUUCUUGUUAUUGGUGCUGGCGGAUUGGGUUGUGAAUUAUUGAAAGAUCUUGCAAUGAUGGGAUUUGGCAAUUUACAUGUUAUAGAUAUGGACACUAUUGAAUUAUCCAAUUUGAAUCGUCAGUUUCUUUUUAGAAGAAAAGAUCUUGGCUUAUCAAAAGCAGAAUGUGCUGCGCGAUUUAUAAACGAACGUGUAUCCACUACACGCGUAACACCGCAUUUUGCUAAAAUUCAAGAUUUCGAUGAAAGAUUUUAUUCCCAAUUCCAUAUUAUUGUUUGCGGUUUGGACUCGAUAGUUGCGCGACGCUGGAUAAAUGGUAUGCUUAUUUCCAUGUUAGACUACAAUGAUGAUGGCAGCGUUGACCCAUCUACAAUUAUACCGCUAAUUGAUGGUGGGACAGAAGGAUUCAAAGGCAAUGCUCGCGUAAUCUUGCCAGGCUUCACAUCGUGCAUUGAGUGUACGCUAGAUCUGUUUCCUCCACAGGUAACAUACCCACUAUGUACAAUAGCCAAUACACCGCGAUUACCAGAACAUUGUAUAGAAUAUGUCAAAAUAAUACAAUGGGAUAAGGAGAAUCCAUUUAAUGUGCCAUUGGAUGGUGACGAUCCACAACACGUAGCUUGGGUAUACGAACGUUCCCUAGAGCGUGCCAACCAAUUUAAUAUAUCAGGAAUCACAUAUAGGUUGGUGCAAGGCGUUAUUAAAAAUAUCAUUCCAGCCGUGGCUAGCACCAAUGCGAUUAUUGCCGCUGCUUGUGCUACUGAGGUUUUCAAGUUGGCAACAAGCUGUUAUGAUAGCAUGAAUAAUUAUAUGAAUUUUAAUGACAUUGACGGCAUAUAUACUUACACUUAUCCACCGGAAAAAAUUGAAACAUGUUUAGCUUGUAGCAAUACUCCACAAGAUUUAAAUGUUGACGAUCCAAAUACAACAACACUUGAUGACCUAAUUAAAAUACUUUGCGAUAGUCAACGUUUUCAAUUGAAAAGCCCAGGUUUAACUACAAUCAUUAGCGGAAAAAAUAAAACCCUUUAUAUGUCAUCAGUAAAAAAUAUAGAGGAACAAACACGUGCCAAUCUCACUAUGUCCCUCGCUGAGCUGGGUCUUUACGAUGGGGCCACUAUUAUGGUUAGUGAUAUCAAUAUGCCCACCACAAUUACAUUGAUAUUGAAAUACCAUCCCAAUGAAGUGGAAAUGAAAUAAGCUUUUGCUUUUAUAGAAAAACCACACUGUUUUGUAUUAUCGUUAGUGCCGUAAUUAAAUUGCGAGAGAAUACGUUGAGUGCGUUUAUUACAACUAAUUAGCUAAUAAAAUAAAUUAAAUUUAUUUUUAAUGGA